ACACGCAGCAAAUUUUACUGCUCUGUGCUCAUUAAUGUUGUUCUGCUUGCAACUGUACUUGGACUUGUUGCUGUGCUUAUGGCAGUGAACCCAACAGAAAGCCGCAUUCCCGAAACAAGGCUGUUUUCCUCUUGCCCUGGAGACUGGAUUGGAUUUGGGAAUAAGUGUUAUUAUUUUUCUGAUAAUGUAACGAACUGGACGUCCAGUCAGGCCUUCUGUGCAUCCUUUGAUGCCAAUCUGGUCAAGUUUGACAGCAAGGAGGAAUUGAAUUUCUUGGAAAGACACAGAGAUUCGUAUGACCGUUGGAUUGGCCUUAGAAGAGAAUCUCCACAGCAUAGUUGGAAGUGGGCAGACAACACCGAGUUCAGCAACCUGGCUGAGGUGAGGGGAACUGGGGAGUGCGCCUAUCUGAAUGGAGUGGGCAUCAGCAGCGGGCGGUUCUACACGGAGCGGAAGUGGAUCUGCAGCAAGCCGAGCAGCUACGUGCAGUGUGCAGCGACCUCGGGGUCAUUGAUGCAUGGGGCCACUUAUAAACAGAACAGCCACGUGUGCUUCGACAGCUUCCUGGAUGAAGUUCACCAGCAAGCACAGCACGUCGUGAAGAAUGUGAUUUCCUCCAGCAAAAGUUACGUUCACCUUGAACUUGUUCUGGGUACCCUGUCCUGUGGCCAGAGCCAGGAGAUGUGGGCACACUCCAUCCUGAAUGAGCAGAUCCUGAAAGAUGAACAAGAGUUAACCUUCUAUUAUUUGCUGCUGCUUUACGCUGUCCUGCCGAAUGGAGAAGUGGUUGCCAACGUGCAGAAAGUUCACAUCGAACACGGCUUCACCAACCAGGUCACGGCCACGCUGCUGUCCUUCUGUGCCCUCCGGGCAGUGGACCAGAGCAUGCUGCUGUUGAAACCCGAAAAAGAACUCUCACCGCAGGCCAUAAGUCCUUUGCUUUCUUUUGCGCCAGUAUAUAAUUUACUCCCCACAAAGACGCCGGUGAAGAGUCACGUGGACGCUGGUGUUAAUAAGGACUGCAUUUAUGCGGAGGACAUAAUUCACAACGGGCUCAUCUACUCUCCAAAACAGGACCCUGAUGACGAGGACAUUCACAGCAUCCUGCUCUUCCUGGCGCUCAGCCUGCCCUACGCCAUGGUGCGCGGGGAGGCCUUCGCGCUCAGGGCCGCGGCCCACAGCUACCUGCCCCACUGCACCUGGAACCUUCUCCAGCUGCCCCAUGGCUGUGGAGAGCAGAAUAUGAUUCUCUUCGUCCCCAACAUCCAUGUUCUGAACUAUCGGAACGUGACACAGCAACUCACAGAGGAGAUCAAAUCCAAAGCCACCAGCUACCUCGUCAGUGGGUAUCAAACACAGUUGAAUUAUAAACACAGAGACGGCUCGGACAGCACAUUUGGAGACCAGGAUGUCAGGACUCCCGGGAACACAUGCUACACGGGGGAACGGCCUAGCUCCAACAUGAUCAUUGUGGACGUGAAGAUGGCUUCCAGCUUCGUCCCUGAGAGAAUCUCAGUGAAGCAGCUCCAAAACCGAGCUGACAUUCAGCGAACAGAAGUGAGCACCAAUCACGUUCUGAUUUACCUGGAGAAGCUAACCAGAGAAGUCGUGAGUUUCUCCUUUUCGGUAGAACAAGAUGUCGAAGUGAAGAACUUACAGCCAGCCACAGUAAAGGCUUAUGAUUACUACAAGACCGAUGAAUACGCCAUUGAAGAAUACAGCAUCCCCUGCAGAGCCGCCAAGAAACUGUGA
This is a messenger RNA of Dipodomys ordii (Ord's kangaroo rat), 1752 nucleotides long. RefSeq names its product alpha-1-macroglobulin-like. Lineage: Eukaryota; Metazoa; Chordata; Mammalia; Rodentia; Heteromyidae. Gene Ontology annotation, cellular component: extracellular region. The transcript is spliced from 16 exons. The record is from RefSeq and is a predicted model, not a curated record. Bases 79 to 1752 code for a protein of 557 amino acids.